Messenger RNA from Diabrotica balteata, 393 nucleotides. Lineage: Eukaryota; Metazoa; Arthropoda; Insecta; Coleoptera; Chrysomelidae. The record is from the annotation of a GenBank genome assembly.
AGGUUAACUGUCAGUCAAAUACAAUUGUCAUAAAUUAUUAGAUUCAGAAAGAAAUUAAUUCAAAAUGUUAAUUUCCAGGGGUCUCAAUACCCUCAGGGCACUUAAAAAUUUAAAAAUAGCUCCCGUACACCAAUCUGUACGAAACAGCGGACACAGUGUAAAUUACCGAAAAGGAGCUCCAGAAGCCUCAAGAACUGUUAUCUGGGCUGCCGAGGGCGUUCAAGGUUUUAUGUGGUGGUGGAUCCUUUGGCACUUGUGGACAGAACCUGAUCAUAUUCUUGGCGAAUUUCCUUAUCCAGAUCCUUCCAAAUGGACAGAUGAAGAGCUUGGCAUACAACAGUAAAAUUUGUGUAUUUGUUAAUAGCUUCAGUUAGUUGUAAUAUACUGUUUUGU